Molecule: messenger RNA, 1707 nt
Organism: Setaria italica (foxtail millet)
Lineage: Eukaryota; Viridiplantae; Streptophyta; Magnoliopsida; Poales; Poaceae
Product: protein FAR1-RELATED SEQUENCE 5-like
Exons: 3
Coding region: 333-1430 (365 amino acids)
Source: RefSeq, a predicted model, not a curated record
CGCUGGCUCGCUCGGCUCGCUCGAUCGAUCCAUCGCUAGCUCGCUCGCUCGGCUCAUCGUCAAAACAGAAACCAGGGCAUCUAGCAGAAGCCGUCGUCCGCUUGCGUUAAAACCUCCGCUAGAUGAGAACCGCGCCGCCUCUUGUCAAAACCUCCGCGUGAGGAUCCGUUCGUUGUCUACCACCGCACCCCUUGUGUGCCGCCGACGCUGCCACCGUUUUCCAACGCCGUAGCCUCGAUCAGGAGAAGACGUCCUUGUGCGAUCCUGAUCGUGGCACACGAGGACAACCGCCAUAAAAAUCUUCGACGAGCAUCCCAGCCGUAGCAGUCGUCAUGGGAGAAGGAGGCCAGGAGGAUAGCAGUCUGCAUUCCACGACAGGAGAAGCCUCCUCACAUAUCACAACUGCAAUGGCGGUAGGAAGCCAGGAGAAGGACAACGUUCUCGACUCGUCGCUUAUGGUGUCGUCUGUGCCUGUCCUAGCACACAACGGAAUGCAGCCAACGCAGAUUGCACAGAAUUACUCCGACAAUAACACCAGAGUUUGUUGCAUGAUACCUGAAGAAAUAGCAGAUGAAGCACAAGAUAAGAUGGCUGAUGAAGUUGUGCAACCUAUGAUCGUUCCUAAAGUUGGAAUGGCUUUCGAAUCACAGGAUAAAGCUUAUGAGAUGUACAACACCUAUGCUGGUAAGAUUGGGUUUAGUAUUAGAAAGAGCCAUACAAAGCGACGAGGUGAUGUGACUCUACGUCAAAAGUAUUUGGUUUGUAGUAACGAAGGUCAUCGAGAAACUGAGUCAUCAAGGCACACUACAAGGACGGAUUGCGAUGCUCGUGUUCAGUUUAGUGUCAGUAAAGAGGGGAUUUGGACGGUGCAAAAGGUUAUACUUGAUCACAACCAUUACCUUGCUAGUCCAAAUAAAAGGGACAAGCUGAGGUCCCAACGAAGUGUUCAAGAAGCGGACAGGAAGCUAAUUGGGCAGAUGAGGCAAUCCGGGAUGAAGCCAGCCCAGGUUUUUGAGUUUAUGAAGGAGUUUUAUGGAGGAGCCGACAAAGUGCCAUUCUCACGGAUGGAUUGCAACAAUGAGAUUGGCCGUGAGCGCAAGAAGUACUUAGAAUCCAAUGACGCAGAAACACUACUGGAAUACUUGAAGCGUAAGCAGAUAGAGGAUCCAACUUUUUUUUAUGCCAUGCAAAUAGACAAGAAAGAUGGUCGGAUAGCUAAUUUCUUUUGGGCAGAUGGCCAAUCUAUCAUGGAUUACGCAUGCUUUGGUGAUGCUGUGUCAUUUGACACAACGUUUCAGACCAAUAAGUUUGAAAUGCCUUUUGCUCCAUUCCUCGAACCAACCAUCACAAGCAGACUAUCAUUUUUGGGGCUGCAUUGUUGUUUGAUGAGACUAUACCAUCAUUUGUUUGGCUAUUUGAAACCUUUCUAACAGCAAUGUCAGGCAAACAUCUGAGCACAAUCUUCACUGAUCAAGACGCGGCCAUGGCAGGAGCAAUUGCUUAUGUAUUUCCAAACACAAGUCAUCGCCUUUGUUUGUGGCAUAUUUACCUUAAUUCUGCUAAACAUCUCGGCCAUGUAAUUCAAAAGCAUCCUGACAAGUUUCUACCUGAUUUUAAAAGAUGUGUCUAUGAAGACAGAUCGGAGUUUUACUUCAAAAAGAAGUGGGAUGAAUUGUUGUGUGACUAUAACCUUGAGGACAACAAAUG